AAUCGUCCAGUCUCUCUGAGCCAACUUAGUCUGUUCCUGGCUUCCUUGCUAUGUUUUUCAAAGAGUUGUAAUUUUUUUUCCUCCUGUUUGAAAAUCUUGUGUGUCAAUGAGAAUUCUUGAAUUUGUGUUGAAUUCCAAAUUCCAUCAAGUCGUAAGCUUGGAUAAAAACCUACGUACCCGCAAAGGCAGUCGCAGAGGAAACUCCGGAAACCGUCUUGAACUCCAAGUUCUUACCCUUAUACACCACGUUCCGUAGCUUUUUUGUGCUUUAAAAACCCAAAUCAUCGUCAUCAUGGUUCAAAGCGCUGUUUGCGAUCCCAUCUCCAGCAAAGUAGCUGAGGCCUCUUGGGGCCAGUCAUCCAAGUUUUACGAGAAAGUUUUUACAGAAAAUCAUCAUUCGAAAGCUUUUCGAAAAAGGACAACGGGCAUAAGACCGACAAGAAGGAUAAUCAGUACGGCGCCUGGGGAUCGGUCUUCAAAAACAAGGAUCAUUUCGCAAGCUUACAUCAUUGCUAAGAACUACUAACGUUUAUGUAAUCAAUUUAUUCACAUAUUUAGAUUAGAUACAUAUUUAAUGGAUUUUCUUGUUGAAUAAAAUUAUGUGGUGAA
Tribolium castaneum (red flour beetle) is the source of this 609-nucleotide messenger RNA. RefSeq lists its product as uncharacterized. Lineage: Eukaryota; Metazoa; Arthropoda; Insecta; Coleoptera; Tenebrionidae. The transcript has 3 exons. The record is from RefSeq and is a predicted model, not a curated record. The coding region runs from base 107 to 256 and encodes 49 amino acids.